Protobothrops mucrosquamatus (brown spotted pit viper) is the source of this 574-nucleotide messenger RNA. RefSeq names its product WD repeat-containing protein 7-like. The transcript has 4 exons. Lineage: Eukaryota; Metazoa; Chordata; Lepidosauria; Squamata; Viperidae. Gene Ontology annotation, cellular component: cytoplasm. The record is from RefSeq and is a predicted model, not a curated record. The coding region runs from base 7 to 555 and encodes 182 amino acids.
UCUUGUAUGGCAGGCAAAGCUUUGACCUAUCUUCUGCUGCAGCCUCCCAGUCCCAAACUUCCUCCUCACAGUACCAUUCGGAGAACUGCCAUUGAUCUCAUAGGAAGAGGGUUUACAGUGUGGGAGCCUUAUAUGGACGUGUCUGCUGUGCUGAUGGGCCUUUUGGAACUCUGUGCGGAUGCCGAAAAACAACUUUCAAACAUCAAAAUGGGGCUGCCUCUGAGUCCAGCAGCGGACUCCGCCCGCUCUGCACGACACGCUCUCUCCCUCAUUGCCACGGCCAGACCACCCGCUUUCAUCACUACUAUUGCCAAGGAGGUACACAGGCACACUGCUCUUCAGGCUAAUACACAGUCUCAACAAAAUAUUCAUACCACCACCUUGGCUCGAGCAAAGGGAGAAAUUCUGAGGGUUAUUGAAAUCCUUAUUGAAAAAAUGCCAACAGAUGUUGUGGAUCUCCUUGUAGAGGUAAUGGACAUCAUCAUGUAUUGUCUUGAAGGCUCAUUAGUCAAGAAGAAGGGACUGCAAGAGUGCUUUCCAGCUAUCUGCAGGUAAGAUCACAAUAGGAACGUGU